Molecule: messenger RNA, 1025 nt
Organism: Cantharellus anzutake
Lineage: Eukaryota; Fungi; Basidiomycota; Agaricomycetes; Cantharellales; Hydnaceae
Product: HSP20-like chaperone
Exons: 2
Coding region: 372-869 (165 amino acids)
Biological process (GO): response to heat; response to hydrogen peroxide; protein complex oligomerization
Source: RefSeq, a predicted model, not a curated record
CUUCCGGAACGUGCCACUGUUUGUGUGAUUUAGACUCCCUUCCCGUUCAAGAGAGGUUGGUCACCUGCCUAGCUAGUAUCACAAGCUCCACCUUCUGUGGGGGCGGAGGGUCAUGCGCCCCAUUUUCUGGUACUGGAGAACGAUGUAGAACGACGCAGAGGGCUGAGAUAAUACAUACACACUGGCAUGCUCCACUGGUUUCCAGAACUUCCUGGUUCAAACUCGCGCGUGCCACCGAUUAUCCGACACUUACGUGAGCUAUGCCUCACUCUGCGUACAAAUACCCCUAGACCUUCUCGCCCUGCUGUUCUGCAAACCAAAGCGACUCGCACUUGUUUCUGCAGCAUCUCAGCUCAGCAUCUGUUACCACGAUGGCCCUUUGGCAGUACAAUACAUCGUCACCAUUCGACGAGUUCGAUCGCUUCUUUGAUGAUGCAUUCGGUAGUGGUUGGGCCGUUAUUCCUACCAGGUCUCAAUCCGGCCAGCGUUCCCAGCAGACUCAGCGCUUCUUCAGACCCAAAUUGGAUCUUCGAGAGAAUCCCGACAACACCUUGACGGCCAUUCUCGAAGUCCCCGGCUUGAAGCGUGAAGACGUUAAUAUCGAACUUCACGGCGACAGACUCACCAUCUCCGGCGAACGCAAGCACGAGAAAGAGACUCGCCCCGCCGAGGAAGGAGAAACGGGCGAAAGGCGGGGACACUCGUGGGUCCUCCGUGAACGUUAUUACGGAAAGUUUUCUAGGGACAUUGGAGUCCCGGAGGGUACUACACCCGAAGACAUCAAAGCGUCAGUUCAGGAUGGGAUUUUGACGGUUUCGUUCCCCAAGCAGAAGCCUCAGGCGGAACCGAAGAAGAUUACGAUUUCUUGAAGGGAACGCAAUUGUUUGCUGUGACUGUGGAAAAUUUCACCUCGUGCUCUGAAAAAUUGCUUUGCGCUCCCCUGCCUUGUAGUAUCAACAGCCUGUAACACGCAUCUGUAGUUCUCCUUCAAAGAAUUGUGCUUGAUAAGUCCUGAAUUGCUGUUG